Plasmodium knowlesi strain H is the source of this 4023-nucleotide messenger RNA. Its product is annotated as armadillo repeat protein, putative. Gene Ontology annotation, biological process: nuclear-transcribed mRNA catabolic process, nonsense-mediated decay. The record is from RefSeq and is a predicted model, not a curated record. The transcript has a single exon. Bases 1 to 4023 code for a protein of 1340 amino acids. NCBI's taxonomy places the organism in Eukaryota, Apicomplexa, Aconoidasida, Haemosporida, Plasmodiidae. Gene Ontology annotation, cellular component: cytoplasm; exon-exon junction complex.
AUGGCGACCUCAGAAAGUUGUAAUGCCAACGUGUUGGAUGCUCGCGAAGCAUACCUUGCAAGUUCCAGAGAAAAUGAUGUAUUGCGAGAAAAAUUGAUAACGUGCCAAAGGGAAAAACAGGAAGACCAAGAGAACAGAACCUCCAUGGAAAAUAAAAAAAAUGUGAACAUAAAUAACAUUCACAAAUUUAUUAAUAAGUUAAAAAAUGCCAGUGCAGCCAAGCUAGAAGAAAGGUAUCUUCAAACAUUGCUAGAAGACAUUAAGCAUCUUAAUAUAUCCAAGUAUCUGAGCGAGAUAUUUAACUGUCUUUUGGAUUUAGUUCAUGAUGUGAACAAGUACGCUGAUGUGUUCGUUCUUGUGAACUUCAUAAGAUAUGUGCAUGAGCAUUACGAACACGUAAGUGAACACAUCGAUAGGAUAAUUUUUGCAAAAUACUUCCGGCUACAUGAGGAAGACAAGAAUUACUUCUUUCUCGUGUUCUACGAAUUGUAUAACAAUAUCAGCGAAUCGAGCUUUUCCAGUAACAGUACUUUUUGUUCCUCGUCCAGGGGAAGUGGGCCCACUAGCUCUGUGAGCAUCUCCGGCCCGGAUGGAGUUGCCAACGGUGGUGCAAGUGACCGUGAGAACAAUAUUGUGCAGGAAAAUGAGAAGCCCCCUGUAGAGGGAGAUGGGAACUCGUGCGAUAGGCUGACGCGCCAACUGAAGGAGCUGCAGACUUUCCAGAAGGCUAAAGCCAUGGCGAUGAAAAACCUGCACACGCACAUGUGCAAGGAGGGGCGCGAAACGGACCCAUUCGUUCUAGAGCACGACCUGUUCUCAAACGAAGGAAAGGAGACAAGGGGGUGGAAGAGCAACCAAUCGGAUCAAAGGGCAUACAUAAAGGAAAUGCUAAACGAUCCGAAUGUUCUGAAAAAAAUAAAAAAACAAAACAAAAAAAGGAAAGUACUUCUCUGCAUGUACUUGGAACUGGUUCUAAAUGGAAUUUGCAAAAAUAGGGAUCUCCUCACUUAUAUGUUUAUGAAUAUGUCAUUUUUCUUCACGCUUAAUUUGGACUGCCAAUUGACUGAUAAGGACAGGAUUGCCUUGUCUCUGUCUGUGCAGGAGAAGCGCGAUGUGAAUUCUUAUACGACAAAAUCAGAUGUGCUUCGCUCUGUGAAGAAGUAUCUCUCUCUCAGUACGGUGGUAACGUAUGACUAUGUCUUCACCAAUGCGGGCACGCUGUUUUGUGAUGGUUUCGAUAGCACUGUUGGCCUAAGCGGUAACACGGCUAAAGGAAGUGACAACACUUCUGGCGAUACCAUCAGUAAUACCCAUUCCGAAUCUAACGUAGCCAGUACCACCUCCACCAUCGCUCUCCAUCUGGGCGAGGUGAAAAAUCACGUGCUGAACUUCCUCCACGUGUUCUACUAUAGCAGCAUGGUUAACCUCCUGAUCUACCUCUACGGAGAGCACCUCAUAAACGAAUACAGCAUCGAUAGGAAGAACAAUCCUUGUCAGAUGGAAGAUUACAACUUUUUUAGUGUGUACGACAUGUGCCAGAAACUGUGUUCCUACUUAGACUUGGCAGUGCCCAGUUUGGAUGUCAUACAAAUUGUGGGCAUCCAAAAGUUGGGGAUGAAAGACGCCAGCGUCAAGCACAUAAAGCUUUUCGACAAAAUGAAAAAUAAUAACAGGAAGGAUAAGGAUGGGUCGGGUGAUGAUUCUAUUUGCUUCUGGGCCAAUGAAGAGGAGAAAGCCUUUUACACCAAAUUUCCUAACUAUUCCAACAUCAACAUUUCGUUGAAUGAGGAAGAGGAGGACGCGAACGCAGCGAAUGUCACAUCUGUCGGCAACGCCUCGAACGCAGCUGAUCCUUCCAACAUUGCUAACGGGUCGAACCCAACUGACUCGGGCAAUCCCGAUAACUGCACUGGCCUGGAAGCGACCGGCCGGAAAGACCCCAAGAAGGGAUUCCAGAAAUACCUAGAGAAGCUGUUACACAUGAACAGCGAGAAGGAGCUCCAGGAUCACGUGAUGACAUUCCUUCUUAACUACAAUACGAAACGGAAACGAAAACUCGUGGCGAACAACAUCACACACAUCAACCAGGUGGUGCUAAACCUGAUCCCCUUCUACUGCCGAUACGUAGCCAUCAUUAAUGUCUACAGGAAAGACAUGGCGGUAACCAUAGUAGAGGAGGUGAAGAGAAUAACAGAAAAAUUAAUAAAAGAAAAACUUCCUUGCCAAAAUAAAAAAAAUAAGUGCAUAAAGUACAUUUGUGAGUUAGCCAAAUUUAAGCUUCUAGAUAUCACGUAUAUUUUGGACGUACUACAUUUGCUGAGUGAGAAUUUUACAUCGGAUCACGCGGAGCUGUGCUUGUACAUUUUGGAAAACUGUUCUCUCCUCCUAAUUAACAACGCAAAGACACACAUACGAUUCAUAAACCUGUUACAAAAAAUAAAAAAAAUGAAGAGCUCGAAGAAUCUCUCCACGUCGUUCGAUUUGCUCUUCGAAGAGUGCUACAUUAAGAUAGAGCAAGAAUGUGAUCCGAAAAAAAAAAAUUUAAAAAAAAAUAAAAUAAAAUCGAAAUAUUCAAAAGAAAAUCUGAAAAAAAAAAAUUUCUUAAAAAAACUACUUUUUGAUGACAUAGAAAAAAUAUCGGUGGAAGAGAUAAGCACCCACAUGAGGAAGUUCAAUUGGGAUGAUGUGUUUUUUACGUCUCUGUUGAGGAAGUACAUUUUUAAGUUUUUAAUGUAUAUGAGUAUCUACCAGAUUAGUAACUUAGCGUCUUUGUUAUUCUACAUCGCAAUGCACAGACCUUACUUCGUUACGCAAAUUAUAGAUGAAUUGUAUGAGCGUAUCGUACACAUUAUCGAGAGAAACGAUUUUAAAAAAUUUAGCUUACUCAUUCAGUAUGCACAUUUAUUUUCUGAACUGUUUGUUUAUCGAAUGCUUAGUUCUAGCAGUGUGUUGGACAUGUUAUACUUUUUGGUGGCCCUUUCCGACACAGACAUGGCAAACUUCCACCACGUGGCUAACAUCCAUCGACUCUUCCACGAAAACCGCCUCGCAGCUUUGGAGGAACGAAACAACCCUGUGGAGAACAAACCUGAAAAUGGCACUUCUAAAAAUGGAGACCACUUCUCCUUCGACAACUAUGCAAACCCAGCUCACAAAUUCCUCUUCAUCAACAAACGUAGCCCAGUGUUCCGUAACCUACUCCAGGACCCAGACUGUAGCAGCUUCAUUAACAUCAAGAUGAUCUGCAUAAUCGUUGAAAGGUGCGGGAAGUAUUUCCAGAACGCUCCUUUACUCAAAUUUAAAUUAACAAAAUUCUUCUUAAUUUUUAUCAGAUUUUUGCGUGUGCAAGAACCCCUCCCUGUUUAUAUUACCCACUUAACGAAUAACAUCGUAGAUAUGUUUUGCAAAGACAUGCUGGUGUUGACCACGGCUAAGCAGGUAGACAAGUACCUCCUGAAACUUUUAAGGUGUGAGUACAAAGUGUACCUGAGCAUCACCAGCAGAGGUGUAGAUGCUAUGGGGGGGAUACAUGCUGAGCAGCGCAACUCCUCCCUUUUUGUUACCGAGGAGGAAUUAACCUUUCGACUCGACCCGGAAGAUGCUACUCCGGAGCAGCAUAAGGACAUAGGCCGUGGUAAGCUGAAGGGAAAUACCCGUAGAGUGGAGGUGGGAUAUCCCCACGGGGGUAGAAGUGGGCCGCAGAGAAAAACGGGUGAGUACAACUACGGUGUUGCUUACAGAGAUCGCUAUGGAGGUUCCCUCCCAGGUACGCAAGUGAAGAGCAUUACAACAGAGGACAAUGUCUCGAAGAAGGAUCUACAGGACAGCCACGUAAAACAGGAGGAUGCAACUGCCAACGAAGAUAUCGACAAGGAAAUUAACGCAAUAAUUAAAUCAUCCAUUUUGGAAAAUAGGUCUUGUCAGAGCAGGAGGGACGCCCCGCAAAACAUUAAGAACGCCACGCUGUAUGGAAAGCUUCUCGGCAGAGUGGGUAAACCCGUUGGUGUGAAAUGUGUCAAAUGA